Chara braunii is the source of this 3148-nucleotide messenger RNA. Lineage: Eukaryota; Viridiplantae; Streptophyta; Charophyceae; Charales; Characeae. The record is from the annotation of a GenBank genome assembly.
CGGUAUGGGGGGGUCUGCGGGUGGGGGGUUCAUCGCGCAGUCUGAGAGGGAGAUGGCGAAGUUGAGGCAGGGGAACUUGGUGUGGAACUUCGUCACCGCGGGACAUCAUGUGGGGAACCAGGCGAAGAUGCAUGGGGACCGAAAGUUGCGUUGCAACUUUUGCGCCCACUUGUUUCAGGGGAAUGCGGGGAAGGCCGCAUGCCAUUUCACGCAGGCCAAGUACUGCAAGGCUGCGGGGAUGAGAGUUCUCGCGGAAAUAUGGAACGGCACGGUCUACACAUUCAAGCCCGCGACUGCUCGGCGGGUGCAGAGGUGGAUGGUUGACGAGGGGGUACGAGACACGAGAGCGGCUACGGGUGGGCAGCGACAGCGGAUGGACGAGGGAGAGAGGGACGAUGUUCAGGACGCCCUCGAUGAGGAGGAGGGUCUCGAGGGUGGAGUUGGGGAAGGGGGGAAGGCUGACGAGGGAGUCGGAGACCCUGACCUGCCAGGGGAGGAGGUGGUGAUGACGUCGAGAGGCGUCGGUCGAGCGGGUCACGCUCCUAGGGCACCACGACCUGAGUUGGAGCGCGCGAGGAGGGAGAAGAGGCCGGUGGGGGAGGGCGACGUCGAGGUGCGAGAGACGGCCAGAGAGAAGAGGGCUCGGCAGACGACGAUCGACGAGAUGUACGACAAGGAGAAGUUGGCCGAGUUCCAUGACGUGUGGCUGCAGUGGAUCUACGCGAAGGGGUUGGCAUUCAACGCCUUCCGAGAUCCAGAGGUCACAGCGGGCACCGGGAUCCCUUCGCAGAGGGGGAAGGUGGCGUCGAUGGUGAGCAAGGUGCGCUCUGCUUUCCGGCACACUGGUGCCACCAUCCUCUCGGACGGGAGGAAGUCGCGCAGCGGCAAGCCGCUCGUGAACUUCCUCGCCGGGGGCGCCAACGGCGCCCUGCUGUACGCCACCGUCGCAUGUGACGGGUCUGUCCGCGACACUGCGGAUAUCGUGUACCGCAGGUGGCGGGCCAUCAUCUUGUCCUUUCCUGCAAAGGAUGUGAUCGGCUUCUGCACGGACUCCACCAGUAACUAUACGGCGGCGGCCCACAGAUUCGCCACCAACCCAGACGCAGACAUCAGGAGGAUCACUUGGCUUCCCUGCUCCACCCACGUCUGCAACUGGAUGUUGUCAGACGUCGGGACGCGAGUGGCGUGGGUCAAGGAGACCAUCAUCUGUGCCCGAGCGUUAGUGCGAUUUAUUAAAUUGCAGGGCGCUUGUCUCAAAGGCCGGCGGGACGCGUUAGAGAGCAUGCUGCCCGGCGACGAGUGGGCUCGCAUCCCGUGGGACCGCAGGCUUGUCUCCCAGGCACAGUGGGUUCAGCAGCAGAUCCGCGACGACGAGUUCUGGCGAUGCGUUGACUGUGCCAUCCGCGUUAUGUCGCCCAUCCACCAGCUCUUGAGGAGGAUGGAUAAAAGGGGGAUGAUGAUGUCCAUCGUUUACGAGUGGAGUCAACAUCUUCUGGAGUUGAUGAGGAGGGUGGAUGUGCCGGCGGACAUGGUCGAGCCGUGCGUGCGGGAGGUUGCCGUCAGCAACCUCCACAUGCUCGAGCCCGCACAUGCUGCGGCACACCUCCUCAACCCUCGUCGUCGGUCCCUCCGAUAUUAUGAGUCGUUGCAGACGACCACCGACGACGCCCAUGUGGUCAAGGAGUGCGACAGAUUUCUGCUCACACAGACUGGCGGCGAUCCGGUCGGCAGACUGUACAGGACAGUCCGUGACCAGAUCAGGCAUUUCCACUCGUGGCGGGGAGAUUGGGGAGAUCGGCAGUUGUCCGAUGCCGAGGCCGACGACUGUCGGGGGGACCGCGAGACUGAGCGUUGUGCCCAGUGGUGGUAUGAUCACGGACGUCAUCACCCUGAGUUGCGCACCAUCGCCAUUCGUGAUGUGUUCGGCAAAAGGGCGGUGGAGCUGCGGCCGUGGCCGGAGCAGACGUCGGACGCUGAUGCGGAUGGCGACACGUCGGACAACGAGUGGACGGACGAUAACGACGCUCCCGUCAGCGGCGACGCGACGGCGAAGCGGGUCUAUUUCACGUACGGCGGAGGACCUGACGGCAUGACUCCACACAUAUCCGUCAUCACUGACGAUGUGCCCUCCGGUGGUCGUCGUCGACGACGACCGCGUGCCGACGAGCACAUGGAGGAGCAGGAGCCACUCCGAGGCCUUCGGCAGACGGGCAGACGUUGGGAGGUCAGGAGCGACAGCGAGCCGGAGGGGGCGGAGGAGGAGGAGGAGGUGCGCCUUUGGGAUCGUCGGUUCUCUCCCUCUCAUCAUCGGAGUACGGGACCGCCCGAGCCUACCAGGCCGAGGACGAGGUCGGCAUCGGCAGCGGAGAGACAGCACACACCAGCGACCGAGCACCAUGAGGGGACCGGGCUCGCGGACAUUCCGGAGAUGGGGAGGACUCCAUCCUGCGCCGGUGUGCGCCACCGCUUGCCGUCCGAGCUGCGCACCGACGACUUCUACGUCGGCGGCUCUGGCGGGGGUUUGGGGGAUCUCAGUGCCCCGAGACAGGGGGGUGCCUCACUUUCGGACGUGCUCCUCGACGAUUCUGAUGUUCGGGGCCAUGUAGAGACCACAGAGGAGUGGGAUGCCCGAGUCAACAAAGAGGAGGAGGAGCGGCUGCGGACUUUGUCGGGAUGGGAGGGUCGUUUCGCGUAUGUGGAGGAGCAACGCCGACGCAGGGACUUGGAGACAGGGGGGGGCGACGGUGACGGAGGCGACGGUGUCCCCACGGGUGUUGAGGGAGAUGGUGUCGCCGUGGGUGGUGGGGGGGAGGGUGGCGGCGAGGACGAGGACGAGGACGAGGACGAGGACGAGGAGGGGUCCGACCACGGAGACGACCAUGGCGACGAAGGCGGCGACCACGGCGACGAAGGCGGUGACCACGACGACGACGGCGACGACGGCGGCGACCACGGCGACGACGGCGGCCACGGCGACGACUGUGGCGACUUUGGCGACCACGGUGACGACGGCAGUGACGACGGCAGCGACGGUGGCGGAGAGAGAGAGAGAGAGGGUAGGCUGGCUUUGGCCUUGAGGGACCCGUCAGUGCUUUCACUCACACGUGGUUAACCAGGGGUGUUAUUUUCGACGAAUUUUGCACCGAAU